UCGGCAGAGUAGGAGAUGGAUCAGUGCGCGGAGCUGAGCUGCGUCUAUAUGAUGCUCUGUUGCAAUUUUGCAACCCCAAGUGUCGAGCAGGGUGAUGCUUGUAGGGGCAACAGUCAAGGGGAGUAAGUAGGUGAUGGAUGAUCGGAGAGAAAAUUGCGCCCCCUUCGCAGCGCUCUCCUCUCAACGUACACAACCAUGCAAAGCUAAUAUAUGAGCUCAAGCGAGGACGGGCCGGUUGUUGUUGCGCAACACGUACCGGUCCGCCGGUCCUUUCAUGCCUGCCUCCCUCGGCUAUUUCGCUCUACACGUCAUCGUCAUCGUCGCGUCGCACGCACGUAACACGACCGGCAAUCCAUCAUAUCCGCACUCGGACGGAUCAAUCAAAUCCAGACUUUAAACUUGUCCGGCCAAUAGCCAGCCAGCAUGUCGAGCGUAAUGUAUGCUCCAAGCACUAGCUGUAGGCUGCGGGACGUUUAGUUUACUGGCGCGCCAAAUCCCCUCCGACGUGCGCCCUUGCCGAGCUUUCUCAUCGGCACGUACCCCGCAAACGUGAUGCCGGGUGCAUGCUUCUGC
This is a messenger RNA of Ceraceosorus bombacis, 573 nucleotides long. The record is from the annotation of a GenBank genome assembly. Lineage: Eukaryota; Fungi; Basidiomycota; Exobasidiomycetes; Ceraceosorales; Ceraceosoraceae.